Bombus terrestris (buff-tailed bumblebee) is the source of this 5501-nucleotide messenger RNA. RefSeq names its product armadillo repeat-containing protein gudu (gene gudu). NCBI's taxonomy places the organism in Eukaryota, Metazoa, Arthropoda, Insecta, Hymenoptera, Apidae. The transcript is spliced from 11 exons. Bases 2537 to 4648 code for a protein of 703 amino acids. Gene Ontology annotation, molecular function: protein binding. The record is from RefSeq and is a predicted model, not a curated record.
UAUUUUAAUUAAUACAGAUCGCACAAUUUAUUCCGAUUCAUAUCACUCCUUAUAGAUAAUGUAUUCAUUAAGUAAAGAAACUUCAUUUUUAAUUUUACAAGCAUUUAAUCUUAAUAAUAAGGGAGAAAUAACGUUAAGAAAUUUAAUACGAUUGUCACUUUCCAAUGUUUGCGUGUGUGCACGUUUCGUACGAUCACGUUGUUUUAAGAUCAUUAAGAAAAUACUGAUUUAAUUUUAGAGGUCAUAUCCAAACAUAUUCGAUCUAUCUUUAAGGUUUUAUAAGAAGUUUGCGCCUUAUGUUGUAACUCUAAAUAAUACUGAGAAAGAUAACUCUCUGCUUCAUUACAUUUCACUUUCGAUGAGUUGCAAGUUGCAACUUGCUAAUCGAUUCGCAAAUUAUAUCAAGAUCGCUUCAAUUGCAACCAACGAUAACUAGCUCAACUAUUCUCGUUAAAGAACAAUGCAGCGUUAUUAAAAAAAGCCAGAAGUGAUUUUCCAUGAGAACUAGAUUACGCUUACUGUUAACGCUUACCAUUGUAAUACACACGUCAUUUUCUUGAGUACUGUAAACAAAUGUAAAUUUAAAAAACGACAAAACUCGUCAUUUCUACACGUCACAGGAUUAAUACAUAUGGGGUUCUUAAUUCUUAAUUCCUUGUGGACGUUCGCAAUAAAAUCGCAUAUGACCCAAAAAGAGCAUGUUCAACAUAGUAAUGACGAUGAAGUAUAAAAUUAAACAGGAUAAAAUCUGUACGUGUAAGUUGUUUAUAUAAGUGUUAUUAAUCUGUGUCCAUCCAUUUAAUUUAAAAAGUAUAAAACACAAUUACGAUAAUUAAAGAUACUUUAACAGCAUUAUAAUCUUAUAUAAGUAAUUAAUUACUUCACGGUCUUUCAAAUUAUACCGAAAUCCCCAGCGGCAUAUACAAAGCCAUAUUGACAAGGAUAUUAAAAGCAACACCACUGAAAAUGGAGUAGCAUAUAUGUGUAUACGGAACAUUUGAUUUUCUUAGCAAUUUUACAAACCGCUUUUAGAUUUUCCGUACUUCCACCUUUUUCCAUAAAGUUCUUCAUUCUGUAACAUUUAAAGUGACUCGUAUUAUUAGAUUCUUUUUUUACUAAUGAUCCAUACAAUCCUUUUAAUUAGCAUUUUACAUUUUGCAAAAACUGUAUUUAUCUAUGUUUCAGUAACGUUUGUAAAUUUUGCUAAAAAGAAAUAGACAAAUUGGCAGUAUUAUAUACCGUAGAACGCGCUCUCUUGGAAAAAUGACUUACGACUUACAUACACGAUACGAUACGAUACACAUUACGAGAUAAAAGAAUCCGAAGAUUCUUAGUUACGAUGAGUUUGGCUGCAACAGUAAAUAGAAUGAAAUAAAAAAGCUAAUAAUUCAAAAAUGUAAAUCUUAGCCGCUACUUGCCACAUUCUCCAGGGUUUUCAUUUUGAAGCUAUAAGAGUUUAAAAAAUACAACAAAAUUCAGUUUCCCAAAGAUCAAACAGUAAAACACCCUUAAUUUUAUUUAUUACGCUUACCUUACGCUUACGUCACGUGCAUUGUAUGCUUCUACAUCGAUCUAAUUAGUUGUGUAAAACGAUAUUUGGUCAGAUAUUUGGUCCUUUUAGCAUCAACUAUGAUUAUACAUUAUUGUGUUUGAAUAUAUGUCUUCUGAAAAUAUUUGUUUCGAUAUUAGUGAACACAUAGACCGGAAUUUUGUAGAAUUUUAACUUAGAAUUUAGAAUGACGGACAAUCAAUGCUUUUAUGUUCACUCUGUCAUUUGUAAAUCUCAAUUGACACGAUUAACCUGGAACGUUAUCGACUGAACGCGAAGAAUCGAAACGAAGCUGUCAUUUAAACGAAAAAUAAAUAUCGUAUGGCAAAGUACUGCUACGUUCAGAAUAUUUUACACUGAAUAAUUUCAACGUCAUAUAUCUGUCAUGUGAGUUUAUACUUUAAUAUAUCGCCCAUUUCUGUAUACACGCUGUAGAAAUGUACAUAGCUUUAAAUUUUCCGAUUUUAUUUUCCCUUUGUUUGUCCCUCGUAGUAUGUACGUAUAUAAAAGAGGAUACAACAAAAAUGUGUCCGAUUAAUCGAUUUAUUCAGGUCAGUAAACAACGAUUUGAUCGAUCCAGCGAGUGAUCAAUUUUUUGUAUUGUAAUACUAAGUAUGUAAUUUAACCAAAUGAAAUUAAAAAUGCCCGUCGUAGAUAUUUAAAAAGAAAAUACAUCUUUUGAUAGAGAUUCUAGAAGAAGUUGCUAACUAAAGCACAUUUACAAUAUAUAUACACAUAAGUAUUUAGACGUGUAAAUAAGUAUCAUAAGAAGGGAAAUUAAAUAACAUUAAUCUUAUAUCAUUCGCAGAACAGAUGCCUACAUGGGCUGUGUAUAGUAAUGAAUUGUUUGAUCGAUAGCUGCGUGCGCAAAGAGCUUAACAAAUUUCUUAAUCCAAGUGCCCAAAACAAAGAGGGUACUUUAUCCUAUCUACACGAAACAAGGUAUUCAACGUUUUAAUCGUUCCUUGUAGUCAGAAAUAGAAGAUUAUGCCACCGAAACGGAAAAAAGAUGUGAAAAAAAUAUCCAUCGAACCGCCACCAACAAUCGAGCCGGAUAUGCUGGAAGUAAUCGAACCGGAAGAACCAUCGAAGCCACUAAUAUCAGCAGUCACUGGACAACCAUUCGGUCCUCGAGUCCGUUACAUCAGCGAAAAACAGGAGGAAGAAAGUACAGAUGACGAACCUGAAUCAGAAAGUGACGAUGAAGUAAGAUACGUGCAGGAUGAAGCUCCGGAAGUGCCAUCAGAGUUUUGGCACAUACAGAAGCUUAUCAGAUACAUGAAAGCGGGUAAUCAAACCGCAACUAUGGUGGCUGUCUGUCUUUUAAAAGAUUAUGAUCUGACCAAUAGGAUCAUACAAAAGGCGAUUCGAGAGAUGGGAGGUCUGGAGAUUCUGGUGAAUCUACUCGAAACGAGAGAUUUAAAAUGCCAGAAUGGCUCCCUGUCGGUUUUACUCCAGAUCGUGUCAUCUACAGAAAUGCGACGGCACCUAAUCGAUCUUGGUAUUGUAACACCGUUGAUUCAAAUGUUAAAGCAUCCGGCUAGAGACAUUCAAGUUUUAGCUGCAGAGACUAUGGCUAUUGUUGCACGAAUUAGGAAAGCAAGGAAACAAAUACGAAUUCGAGACGGCAUACCUCUCAUUUUAGAUGUGAUGGACGUACCAGAUUCUAUUCUUCGAACACCGUACAAUGAGUUGAACGAAACUAACAAGGAAUUAGUUGCGGUUGCCAUAGGCUGUGCCAAAGUUUUAGAUUCUCUGAGCAGUAGUCCGAAAGUGAGAGACGUACUUCACAAGUUUGGUGUGGUGAAGCUCAUGGAACGUUUCCUGAAAUCACAUCACACUUCUCUUGUAGUACCGAUGAUGGGAGCUGUUCAACAAUGUGCAAUUAAGAACGUAUUUCGCAAAGCGUUCGAGACCACAGAUAUUAUCUGUGACGUUGUACGACACCUGCAAAGUGACAAUAUUAAGUUGAAGGAAAAUUGCGCUCUGGCGAUAUUCAAAUGUGGAACAAACAAAAUCGCCAGGGACAUGGUUCGCCAAACAUCUGGCUUGGAUGUAUUGUGUAAGCUUUUACAAUGCGAAGAAGUCCGGGCUAAUAAACAAUUGUUAGCUGCAGUCACAGGCGGAAUAUGGAAAUGUGCUAUAAGUCCAGAGAACGUAAUAAGAUUCAAUCAAAAUGGUUUGGUUGCUGCUUUAGUACCAUUUUUAGAAGAACACGAGGAUGAUGACGUGCAGGCGAAUGUUGUAGGAGCAUUGGCGGAAUGUUGCAAAGAUCCUGUUAACAGAGACGUUCUGAGGAUCAACGAUGGUCUGCCAAAUCUGAUCAAAUUAUUAAGCUCUACGUACGAGCCUUUAUUGGAGAACAUACCAUUGGUGAUAAAGGAGUGCGCGCAAAAUGAACAAUGCAUGGACAUCAUCAACGAUCCAGAGCACAUCAAUGAUGGUGUUCGAUUAGUCUGGUCAUUGCUGAAACAUCCUAGUGACGUAAUCAAAAGAAACUCCUGCCUCGCAUUGGUAUCUUGUAUCAAAUAUGCCAAAGACUCUCCGGAAAUGGUACGGGCAUUUGUAGGUGGAUUGGAGCUUACAGUCAGUCUUCUUGAAAGUACCAAUACUGAAGUACUGAGCGCGGUAUGUGCCACUAUUGCCGGAAUCGCUACGGACCCGGAAAACUUGGGUAUUCUCAGCGAUCAUGGAGUAGUGGAGAAACUGGCGAAUCUUGUGCCCACGGAAAAUGAAGAUUUGCGUGCAAAUUUGACCUUGGCCAUAGCUCAUUGCUGCGAAUGGGGGGAGAAUAAUGCUAAAUUUGGUCGAUUGCACGCGGUUGCCCCAUUAAUUGAUUACAUGACUAGCAAAAAUACAAAUGUUCUCAGGGGAGUUUGCAUAGCCGCGUAUCAUUUAAGUAAAGAGCCCAUGAACUGCAUCACCAUGCACUCUGCCGGUGUUAUAAAGCAUGUGCUACGUUUGGUGGGAUCAAAUGACCCGGAAGUGCAAAUCGCCGCCGCCUGCACUAUUCGAAAUAUUAGGAAACUUGCACUAACAGCAGAAAAAUUACACUUCAAAGAGAUAAGUACACUAGAAGAAACAGAUUAUCGUUUGUAACAUAUCAGCGCUGCGAAUACUGUACAAAAACCAAGUGCUCAUUUAAAGAAUAUGAAAUAAAAGAUAUCAUCUUUAUUGAAUCGACCUAAAACACAUUUAUUAAGAUUUUAUUAACCAAUAAUAAAUCUGUAUACUUAAAUAUAAUUAUGUCUUCUUAAUUGAAUAAAAUGUAAUGGAAUAAUAAAUUAUUAGUGAAUAGGAGUCUCAGCAUACCUAUUUGCUUGUAAUAUUAACGUGGGACUAAAAUUUUCAACAGAAACAAUAACAAGGAGUUAGCGAAACUCUUCGGUGCGAAGAUGUUUAAAGCGCGACUGACCAGUCGACUUGUGUAAACAGGAACAAUACAAAAAAAACAGAUUAUUUUUCACUCGUUACCGUAAAAUGUAUUAGUUUACGGACGGUACAUGGUCAAUUCCGACCUGUGAGUUAUGUUGUAAAAAGUGCACUGGCCUUGUCACAAGUUACAUUGUCGGUUUAUUGGCUUGAGAACGAAAAUGUAUUUGUUUUCAUUCCGUCUCGCUCACUCGAUGUUUACGUUUCCAUUUGUACUGAAAAUUUUCUAGUUUUGCAAAUAAAUCGUAAAUAUAUAUGUACUAUUUAAAUGUAUAGAAUUUAUUUUAAGAACGAUGGAACAUCUUACACUUUACUUUAUAAGGUCUGAAUACGCGAAUUUGGCAUGGAUCAACAAUGACUUGACAUUGCCUCCCGAUUGUUAAGAUACGACUGGUCAGUCGCAAAAUGCCACAUAUUUCUUCAACCUCUUAUAAAAUAAUAACGCCUGUUCAAAUAUAAGUUUGGCGCUACAAAUAUACUUAAAGCUUGUCUUUAUACUUGUGCAAGAUUAAUAUCUAAU